Osmerus eperlanus (European smelt) is the source of this 3963-nucleotide messenger RNA. It is a transcript of the gene npr2, whose product is annotated as natriuretic peptide receptor 2. The transcript has 22 exons. Gene Ontology annotation, cellular component: plasma membrane. The coding region runs from base 302 to 3457 and encodes 1051 amino acids. Gene Ontology annotation, biological process: intracellular signal transduction; cGMP biosynthetic process; protein phosphorylation. Gene Ontology annotation, molecular function: guanylate cyclase activity; natriuretic peptide receptor activity; ATP binding. The record is from RefSeq and is a predicted model, not a curated record. NCBI's taxonomy places the organism in Eukaryota, Metazoa, Chordata, Actinopteri, Osmeriformes, Osmeridae.
AUGUUAGCACUCUCGGACUGGAGACUCCGGGAUCAUCAGCACGCGAAGUAUUCGAGCCCGUAAAAACACUGAUGGGGACUAGAAACAGGCACACGCAGUACAGGACACCUGACACAACUGGCCUAACUUUGAUAUUUAAUUAGAGUUGGAUAACUUGGGGUUUCUGAAAGCUUAAAUCCUACCAACCCCAAAAAACGUAUGGUUCGGUUUCAGGCUCGUGCGUCUUGCCACGCUCAGUCUCCAGGUGAACUCGCGCAACUGUUCCUUUUCCUGGAUUCCUUCUGAACUGCGGAUUUCAGCAAUGGGAUAUAAAACGGAACUUGGAUACUGCUUCUUUGUGGUAGUGUUUUACUCCCUUAUAUCCCGAUGUCGACCAAGUACGGGCACGAAUAUCACAGUUGCGGUGAUGCUUCCCGAAAAUUACCACAAGUAUCCGUGGGCUUUGGCGCGAGCAUUCCCUGCAAUCCUUAUGGCUCACGAAAAUCUUCAUAAGAAGCACGGGCUUCUUAUCGGUCAUCAUUUUAACAUCUUGAAUUUCAGCACGGAGGAUCAAACCGGUAUGUGCGCAGAGAACAAGGCACAGAUAAUUGCGGUGGAUACCAAACUUUAUAAUAACCCAGACGCUUUCUUUGGACCCGGGUGUGUAUACUCCGUUGCCUCCGUUGGAAGAUUUGCGUCUCAUUGGAAACUGCCAUUGAUAACUGCGGGGGGACCAGCCUGGGGAUUUGAUAUGGGAGAGGAAUUCAAAACUAUUGUGCGCACGGGACCAUCGACAACAAAACUGGGAGACUUUGCCAACGCUCUUCACGCGCACUUUAAUUGGACCAGUCGCGCAAUACUAACAUACUACGACUUAAAACAAGACCACCGACCAUAUUACUUCCUUUCCGAAGGAAUUUAUGUGAAUUUAAAGGCUGAAAAUAUCACAGUGGAAGCGUUGCCGUAUCAAGACCCACCUACAUUCGAUUAUAAAGAGAUAAUUACUUUCAUGAAAGACAGCGGAAGAAUCGUGUAUUUAUGUGGUCCUCUGGACACGUUCCUGAGCAUCAUGAAGCUGGUUCAGAAGGAAAUCCCCGACCCCGAGAACUACGCCAUCUUCUACCUGGACGUGUUCGCUGAGAGCCUGGCGGAGCUGAAGCCCUGGCAGAACAAGGACCCGCAGUGGGCCGAUCCCAUUAAGGUCUUCAAGUCUGUGUUCGUGGUGACGUACCGCGAGCCUGACGUCCCAGAGUACAAGACCUUCCAGACGGAGCUGCACAAACGAGCCCAGAGAGACUUUGAUGUGAAUAUGGAGCCUUCGCUGAUGGACUUCAUCUCCGGUUGCUUCUACGAUGGGUUCAUCAUGUACGCCAAGGCGUUGGAGGAGGUCCUGGCUGAGGGCGGCUCCCAGAGCGACGGCAUCGCCAUCACCCAGAGGAUGCAGAGGCUCAAGUUCUGGGGGGUGACGGGACUUGUGACCACAGACAAAAACAACGCCAGGAACACUGACUUCAAUCUGUGGACGAUGACCAAUCAGGACACAGGAGAGUACGGGAUCGUGGCUCAUUACAACGGCACCAGCAAGGAGAUCGUGUGGUCUCCUGUAGAGAGCAUCCACUGGCCCAGCGGACACCCUCCCCCGGACAACCCUCCCUGUGUCUUCACCCCUCACGAUCCCUCCUGCAACGAUGAAUUCCAAGUGCUGGGGAUAGUGGCAGUUGGCUCCGGACUGGCCCUCAUCAUCUUUGGAAUCUCCAGCUUUCUCAUCUACAGGAAGCUGAAGCUGGAGAAGGAGCUGGCUGGGAUGUUGUGGAGGAUCAGAUGGGAGGACCUGCAGUUUGAGAGCCCCAACAAGUACCACAAGAGAGCAGGCAGCCGUCUCACUCUCUCUCAGAGAGGUUCCAGCUACGGGUCCUUGAUAACUGCUCAUGGAAAAUAUCAGCUAUUUGCCAAAACAGGCUAUUUUAAGGGUAAUCUGGUGGCCAUCAAACAUGUCAACAAGAAGCGGAUUGAGUUGACCAGACAGGUGCUGUUUGAGCUCAAACAUAUGAGAGAUGUUCAGUUCAACCAUUUGACAAGGUUCAUCGGCGCCUGCAUCGACCCCCCAAACAUCUGCAUUGUGACGGAGUACUGCCCCAGAGGAAGCCUACAGGACAUUCUGGAGAACGAGAGCAUCAACUUGGACUGGAUGUUCCGCUACUCACUCAUCAACGACAUUGUGAAGGGAAUGAACUACCUCCAUAACAGUUACAUCGGUUCCCAUGGAAACCUGAAAUCAUCCAACUGCGUGGUGGACAGCCGCUUCGUGCUGAAGAUCACCGACUACGGCCUGGCCACCUUCCGCUCCUCCUGCGAGAACGACGACUCGCACGCGCUCUACGCAAUGAAACUGUGGACGGCUCCAGAGCUGCUGAUAUACGACCGCCACCCUCCCCAGGGCACGCAGAAGGGGGACGUGUACAGCUUUGGGAUCAUCCUGCAGGAGAUCGCUCUCAGGAACGGCCCUUUCUACAUGGACGGUCUGGACCUGAGCCCCAAAGAGAUCGUCCAGAAGGUGCGUAACGGCCAGCGGCCGUACUUCCGUCCGACCACAGAUAACAGCUGCCACUGCGCUGAGCUGAGCGGGCUGAUGGAGACCUGCUGGGCGGAGGACCCGGCCGAGAGACCCGACUUCACACACAUCAAGAUCUACAUCACCAAGCUCAACAAGGAAGGAAGCACCAGUAUCCUGAACAACUUGCUCUCCAGGAUGGAGCAAUAUGCCAACAACCUGGAGAACCUGGUGGAGGAGCGAACACAGGCCUACUUGGAGGAGAAGAGGAAGGCCGAAAACCUACUUUACCAAAUCCUGCCACACUCGGUAGCAGAGCAGCUGAAGCGUGGCGAGACGGUGCAGGCCGAGGCGUUCGACAGCGUCACCAUCUACUUCAGUGACAUCGUGGGCUUCACGUCCAUGUCAGCAGAGAGCACCCCGCUGCAGGUGGUGACUCUCCUCAACGACCUGUACACCUGCUUUGACGCCAUCAUAGACAACUUUGAUGUUUACAAGGUGGAGACCAUAGGCGACGCCUACAUGGUGGUGUCUGGGCUCCCAGUGAGGAACGGGAAGCUGCACGCCAGGGAGAUCGCUGGAAUGUCCCUGGCUCUGCUGGAGCAGGUCAAAACCUUCAAGAUCCGCCACAGACCUAAUGACCAGCUACGGCUACGGGUCGGCAUACACACAGGACCCGUCUGUGCAGGGGUGGUGGGCCUGAAGAUGCCCAGGUACUGUUUAUUCGGAGAUACGGUCAACACGGCGUCACGGAUGGAGUCGAAUGGAGAGGCCUUGAAGAUCCACCUCUCAUCCGCCACCAAGGAAGUGCUGGAUGAGUUUGGUUAUUUUGACCUCCAGUUACGAGGAGAUGUGGAAAUGAAGGGCAAAGGGAAGAUGAGAACCUACUGGCUCCAGGGAGAGAAGACCGAUGUGUAUGUUAUCUGAGCGGCUGGCUGAUAACGAGCGGACAUAAAGGAGCCGACCACAGAGGCUUCCAUGGCCAAGACUGCUUUAUUUGUUCUAGAAUAAGUCCUUAAGGUGAUUUCCUACCUUGAACAACAUUAUUUACUAAACAGUCAUUUGGGGGAAAGAGGCGGGUUGGGGACAGAAAAAUUCAAGGUACGACCUUGUUAUUGUACAUGCAAAAAAAUAAAAAUAAAAAGGGUUAGGAUGUUUUUGUAUGAAGAACCUUUCUUGUCCUGAGAGUGAGUAAUUUUCAAUGAUAAAUUCUUAUUUUUUGUGCUUUCUAUAUUAAGAUUUGUAUGAUGUGUUUGGAAGUCAAUGAUGUAUUCAUAUUUCCUUAUGGAAUUCUGGAAGGAUAGGAGCAGUGUUCAACUCAACAUCAAUGCAGAGGUCCUAAAGUGGUGUUACACAGUACAAGAUGAUAUAUGUAUAUAUGUAUAUCCAAGAUAUUGUAAGAUAUUUUGUUCAAUAAACUGAUUAAAAUUCAA